Messenger RNA from Otolemur garnettii (small-eared galago), 1969 nucleotides. It is a transcript of the gene ST8SIA4, whose product is annotated as ST8 alpha-N-acetyl-neuraminide alpha-2,8-sialyltransferase 4. The transcript has 5 exons. Bases 329 to 1405 code for a protein of 358 amino acids. Gene Ontology annotation, biological process: oligosaccharide metabolic process; N-glycan processing. NCBI's taxonomy places the organism in Eukaryota, Metazoa, Chordata, Mammalia, Primates, Galagidae. Gene Ontology annotation, molecular function: alpha-N-acetylneuraminate alpha-2,8-sialyltransferase activity. The record is from RefSeq and is a predicted model, not a curated record.
GCCCCCGAGCCCAGCUGCAGAAGCGCCGCUACCUCCAGCACGCAAGGUGUCUGGUCUGAAAAGAAACGCGAGCCCCUGGGAGGCGGCGCGCAGGGACCCGGGCAGGGCUGGCGCGAGCCGAGCCGGAGGGCGCAGGGCAGGGCUGCGGCCCGGCGGGAGCUCGGCCACAGAGGACCCGGCGACCUGCUCCUGCGAUCCGGCUCUGCGCUUCCCUCGCCUUUUACAGAUUUCCCCCCGCCCCCGCGACUACUGCCCCAAAACGGAGCCUUUACAUCCAGAGAAGGAGCCGCCGGGGCUGGGGCAGCCAGGACUUUCCCGGGCACCCAAGAUGCGCUCCAUUAGGAAGAGGUGGACGAUCUGCACAAUAAGUCUGCUCCUGAUAUUUUAUAAGACAAAAGAAAUAGCGAGAACUGAGGAGCACCAGGAGACGCAACUCAUCGGAGAUGGUGAAUUGUGUUUGAGUCGAUCACUUGUCAAUAGUUCUGAUAAAAUCAUUCGGAAGGCUGGCUCCUCAAUCUUCCAGCACAACGUGGGUUGGAAAAUUAAUUCCUCCUUGGUCUUGGAGAUAAGGAAGAACAUACUUCGAUUCUUAGAUGCAGAAAGAGAUGUCUCGGUGGUCAAGAGCAGCUUCAAGCCUGGCGAUGUCAUCCACUACGUGCUGGACCGGCGCCGGACACUGAACAUCUCUCACAACCUGCACAGGCUCCUGCCCGAGGUCUCACCCAUGAAAAAUCGCAGGUUCAAGACCUGCGCGGUUGUGGGGAACUCAGGCAUCCUUCUCGACAGCGAAUGUGGAAAGGAGAUUGACAGUCACAAUUUUGUAAUAAGGUGUAAUCUUGCUCCCGUGGUAGAGUUUGCUGCGGACGUGGGAACUAAAUCAGAUUUUAUUACCAUGAAUCCAUCGGUGGUACAAAGAGCAUUUGGAGGCUUUCGAAAUGAGAGUGACAGAGAAAAAUUUGUGCACAGACUUUCGAUGCUGAAUGACAGCGUCCUCUGGAUUCCUGCAUUCAUGGUCAAGGGUGGCGAGAAGCACGUGGAGUGGGUCAACACACUGAUCCUCAAGAACAGACUGCAGGUGCGCACCGCCUACCCGUCCCUGAGGCUCAUCCACGCGGUCAGAGGUUACUGGCUGACAAACAAGGUUCCCAUCAAAAGACCCAGCACAGGCCUCCUCAUGUACACACUCGCCACGAGAUUCUGUGACGAGAUCCACCUGUACGGAUUCUGGCCGUUCCCGAAGGACUUGAGCGGAAAAGCUGUGAAAUACCAUUACUAUGAUGACUUGAAAUACAGAUACUUUUCCAACGCCAGUCCUCACAGGAUGCCGCUAGAAUUCAAGACCUUGAACUUGCUGCAUAACAGGGGGGCGCUGAAACUGACCACAGGGAAGUGCGUGAAGCAAUAAAGCACAUUCUAGAACAUAGACGUUGAAUACGCACUUGGUUUCUGAAGAUCGGAGGAGAGGAUCCAGACGUGGCUGGGUUUCAACAUCCACUGUUUAACUGGAAAAUCGAGAAAGGGUGUUGGUGAGAAAUCCACUACCAGCUGAUGAAAUACCUGCAAAGUGCUCUAAACAGUAACUAUUUUGACUUCAAGGGUCCUAGUAAGUGCCACUUCCACUAAGAAUACAGUCUGAAUGUAUAAUCAGUAGUGUUUACAAGACCCUACGAUGCACUUGUCCUUUGCUAGCAGAGCGAGCGUGUCCGUCUCUGUGGCCAAGCACAUGGGGAGAGGAGGGAGCCCGGAUGGCGGCGCAGCCCUUGGGAGGUUACACCAUCCUUAGCAGCAGAAAUCAAGAUGGGAACUGUUUACGCAGUGACAUUUACAGGAUUAAGCAACUCAAGCAAAUGCCUUCAGUCGGGACUGUGAUUCUGAUCAUGAAUUGUGUGUUUUUAUUUAUGUUUUCAUUUGUUUUCUGGAAUCUCUCUCAGCUUGGGUAUUGGGGUGCUUAGAAAUCUCUUCUGAGAUC